AUGGUUGAUUCAUCCCUUGUAAGUACAACUGGUUUAGAUUUCCAUUCUUAUCUUCCCCCUUAUCGAUCUUUACUCAACCCUCAUUCCCGUUAUGAUUAUCGUACCCAUUCCUUGGUCCCAAUCUCCCAAAAUGAUCUAGCCAAAAUGGCCGCGGCCACAGUAGCCGCGGCCCAAUCCGCCAACAACACCAAAUCAAAAUUCAAAAUGAAGUAUAAAUCUUUGUUGGGGGAUGUUUCGCGUAGAACUUCCAUUCUAUCCAUGCGAAUAAAUAAUAAUAAUAUUAAUAAUAUCCAAAACACCAAUACAACCACCCCUUCUUCAACCUCAAUCCUAAAAACAUCCAUUCAAUCAACCCAACCAAUCCAACUCAAAAAUCUCCCCAUCGAAAUCUUGGAAUACAUUUUUGAAUUGAUUGAUGAUAUGGAUGAUUAUAAAUGUUGUUUGGUGGUAUCUAAACAAUUUUAUCAAUUGGUUAAACCCUUUUUUUAUCGCUCGCUUACAUUUACUUCAACCUACAAAUUUGCUCAAUUUGUGACAUAUUUAAGAUUAAAUUCAGAAGUUGGGAGAUUUGUUAAAGAAAUUGAUUUAUCAGGUAUAAAACCAAGUAAUUUUGGUAUUGAAGAAGAACCAAGAAGAAGAUUACCUCAACAAAUUGAAAGAGAUUUACCAGUACAAAAUAACGGUGGUGGUGGUGUUGCCAAUUUUAAUAUGGGGGCCGCACAUGCAGGAAAUCCUCGAGAACCCGUUGUGGCGGCGCCAGCAGAUCACGUGCACGCGCACGUGCACCAGGCGGCGCCACGUGACCUUGCAACCAUACCUUUAUCAUCAUCAAUUUCAAUUCAAUCUAAUUCUCCUACACUUUCACCUCAAGCUUCAUGGAGAGAUUGGAAAUUCAAAACGAACCCAAUCUAUACAUCCCAUCCAUCCUUGACUAAAAUCCAUUCAAAUUCAAUGAUACUGACCAAUUCAAAUCAAUCAGAAACUUCUUUCCAAUCAAUAAAUUCAAUGACUUCGACCAAUAAAAUCCGUCAAUUGACGAAAUAUUUCAAGUCUAGAAAGAGACAAAGAAGAAUGAAUGAUUAUAAAAGACAGAGAUCGAUAAGAGAUGGGAAUGUGAGAAAUUCGUCUUCGACAACUUCUUCCAACCCUUCUCCUUCUUCUCCUUCUCCUUCCACCACCUCCUCAAGAAGACUCAUUCAAUCACCCCACCCUUCAAUGAACAAAUUCCUCCUCUCAUACUCCUCCUCCAAGGAUAUACCCAUCGGGUACAUUCUCCACACCCUCAAUCUUUGUCCCAACUUGACCUCCAUCAAUUUGGCCAAUCUUCUGCUUUCGGUGGAUUACGAAAUCAACCCAAAGAUGGCCUACAAGUAUCAAACGUUUGAUCUUAUGAACAAUUACCCAAAGGAGUUGGUUUACACGGUCAACCGGUUGGCCCAAGAGGAGGUGAAAACCGAUCGGGAGUCCAUUUGGAGUGGCCAUACAACUGCAACUUCAACCGCCGCCAAUAAAGCCUCAGCUUCUGCUACGGUUCCCUCGGUCUCUCAUUACCUUUAUGGGAACAAUUAUUCCAAAAUCAAUCCUCCUCCCUUAUCCAAUUUCCCACCCCCAACAUCCUCAGCUUCAUCUAUUUAUUCAUUCCAACAGACUUCCCCAGUAAGGAAAUACAAUUCCUUACUCCCCCCGCUUCCUCGUGCAAUCGUAGACCUCCUGUACAUCCACAAGGGUGAUGGGAAGGUAUAUCUUAGCGACCUCAACCUCAAGUCCAUCAACACCAAAUAUUUGGCCAGACUUCAAGAAAAUGAACUCUUGAAGGCCAUCUCCUCAAUUCAUUCACCUCCAAACACCGCGUUCCAGAUGAAUUCCCUUAAAUAUCUCAACCUUUCUCUGAUGAUUUGGAUCACCAAAACAUCUGUUCAAGAGCUUCUUGCCAACUUGCUUGAAGCCAACCACCUCGCCACUUCGGAUGAAGAGUCUGAUUUCGAUAGAAUGUCUUACCUCUCUGACCUUGAUUCGUUGGAUUGGGACCAUUCCUCGACGGAUUCCCUUCGUCCACAGGAUCUUGUCAUUGACUUGACCGACUCCGGCAUGUACAAGAAUCUCCUGUGGGCCGCCAAGAUUGACCUCAAGACUCGUCAUGGUGCUCGUUUGGCUCAACGCAUCCUACAGGAUAAAAUCUUGGACAUGAAUGAAUAUAACACAAGACGUGAUCGUGUACGUAGAGGAAGAAUUGGUGAGAAUUAUCUUCGAGCCAUAACUUCUUAG
[Candida] anglica is the source of this 2265-nucleotide messenger RNA. Lineage: Eukaryota; Fungi; Ascomycota; Pichiomycetes; Serinales; Debaryomycetaceae. The record is from the annotation of a GenBank genome assembly.